Mesocricetus auratus (golden hamster) is the source of this 3355-nucleotide messenger RNA. RefSeq names its product protein tyrosine phosphatase non-receptor type 7 (gene Ptpn7). The record is from RefSeq and is a predicted model, not a curated record. Gene Ontology annotation, molecular function: protein tyrosine phosphatase activity. Lineage: Eukaryota; Metazoa; Chordata; Mammalia; Rodentia; Cricetidae. Gene Ontology annotation, biological process: protein dephosphorylation.
CGCCCCUGUGGGGAGGUGAAGGCAGAGCCCAGGCUCCAGCCACUGUACACGGUGUGCAGGAAUUCCCAGGCUCCUGCUUCUAUUACGUCUUCAUCUUGGCACCAGAGCCAGCCUUUACCUCAGGCUCUCCUGAGCUUCCUCCUCGGGAAAGCCCACCUAUUCCCCUGAGGAGAACAGGCUGCGGAGAAGAGGGAGCCAGAAUCAACCAGCCCUGGAGAGGCUGCGGAGAGUCACCCUCUGACUUACUGCCAAGAACAAAGAGGCAGGCCUCAUGGCUGAGUGAGCCUUCCUUGAGCUCAGCAAUCUAGCCCAGCAUGGUCCAGACCUGUGAGGAGUGCUCCAGACCACAGCCACCGACCUUGUCUUUGGGGGAAGCCAUGACCCAACCUCCACCCACCAAAGCCCCAGCCAAGAAGCAUGUGAGGCUGCAGGAGAGAAGGGGCUCCAGUGUGGCUCUGAUGCUGGAUGUGCGGUCUUUGGGCACCGUGGAACCCAUCUGCUCAGUGAGCACACCCAGGGAGGUCACCAUACACUUUCUGCGCACAGCCGGACACCCCCUUACAUGCUGGGGUCUACAGCACCAGCCACCCAGCCCUAAGCAGCUAGAGGAGGAGUUCUUGAAGAUCCCCUCAAACUUUGUCAACCCUGAAGACCUGGAUAUCCCUGGUCAUGCCUCCAAGGACCGAUACAAGACCAUCUUGCCAAAUCCCCAGAGCCGUGUCUGUCUUGGCCGGGCUCAGAGCCAGGAAGAUGGAGACUACAUCAAUGCCAACUACAUCCGAGGCUAUGACGGGCAGGAGAAGGUCUACAUUGCCACCCAGGGCCCCAUGCCAAACACUGUAGCAGACUUCUGGGAGAUGGUGUGGCAGGAAGAAGUGGGCCUCAUUGUCAUGCUCACCCAGCUCCGAGAGGGCAAAGAGAAAUGUGUACAUUACUGGCCCACAGAAGAGGAAACCUAUGGGCCCUUCCAGAUCCGCAUCCAGGACAUGAAGGAACACCCAGAAUAUACUGUGAGACAGCUUACCAUCCAGCACCAAAAGGAAUGCCGCUCAGUGAAGCACAUACUCUUCUCUGCCUGGCCAGACCACCAGACUCCAGAAUCGGCGGGGCCCCUGCUGCGCCUGGUGGCUGAGGUGGAGAGCCCAGAGACAGCAGCCAACUCUGGGCCUAUCGUGGUUCACUGCAGUGCAGGGAUUGGCCGGACAGGCUGCUUCAUCGCCACCCGCAUCGGCUGCCAGCAGCUGAAGGCCCGAGGGGAAGUGGACAUUCUGGGCAUCGUGUGCCGAUUGCGCCUGGACAGAGGCGGCAUGAUCCAGACUGCAGAGCAGUACCAGUUCCUGCACCACACGUUGGCCCUGUAUGCAGCCCAGCUGUCCCAGGAGCCCAGCCCCUGAACCCCAGCCCUCCUCCAAUCCAGGGACCAGCCUCCCCUCAGGCCUGGGACCAUGGACCUGGGGAAGUGGGCUGUGUGCAGCUCUGGGGCAGCUCCUUCAUAAGCCCAGGAAAGGAAGCCCCAGUGGUGAGAAUGCUUACAGUCCAGGAAAUUGUUCCAGCAAGCAACAGGGGCCAGGCCACGGGUCUUCACCAUGACCACUCUUCUGCCUUCUCCAGUGGCCCCCGUGGACUCUAGGGGAGCUUCUGGUGGCUCUGAAUUUAUAGAUUGGAGCUGGUACUUGGAAUGGAUUGAGAAAGAAACUGGGGAGCUGGUUUUCUUUCACAUGCCCUCUGUGGCCUUUUUUACUUGUUGAUGACAUAAGCCGUCUGUCAUAGAAGCAAACAGAUGUUCCUGAAAGCCAUUCCAGAUGUAGCCAAACUAUUGGGGCUGCUGAGGCAGUCACUGCAGGAUUCUCUUCCAUUAAGGCCUUGGCCACACACAGGCCAGAUGCAAGAGCAGGGAAAAGUCUCGUCUAACGUUGGCUAAAUCUUCUACAUCCCAAAUAGACUGCUCCUGCCCAUACACCCGUGAGUGCUAGAUGACCCCUCAGAAGAGAGCAAGGACCCUAACCGGCUUGCCUCCACACGUGUCGCAAAAGGAGAUGCAGAGGUAACCAGUCUAGCAACUGAGAUCACCGAAAGAGCCCAAGUGUGAUGAUGCAUCCCUAUCAUCCCAAGAACACUCAGGAAGCCAGGCAUUGGUGGCGCACACCUUUAAUCCCAGCACUCAGGAGGCAGAGGCAGGCGGAUCUCUGUGAGUUCGAGACCAGCCUGGUCUACAAGAGCUAGUUCCAGGACAGGCUCCAAAGCCACAGAGAAACCCUGUCUCAAACAACAAAAACAAAAAACAAACAAUAAAGAGCACUCAGGAGCAGAAGCAGGAGGAUUGCUGCAAGUUUGAGACUGGCUGGCGAGAUCUACAUUUUGAGUUCCAGGUCAGCCAGAACUACAUAGCAAGACCUCUUAAAUUGCCAAAAACAAAACAAAACAAAACAAAAAAAACAGCACUCUUGAGCUCCCUGGAAGAGGUAAUGUAUGGGGACCAUUCAGAGCAUUCAGAGAUCAGCAGGCUCCCGCUGCCUCUAUGACUUCCUGCCAUCUGUUCCCCUGCCACUCUCUAGGGAAGCUCAGCACACUCUGCUUGCUUCCAUGGCUUUAGAGCAUUCCCUGGAUACCCAUGAAGUACCAAAGAAAGAGAAGGAGAAACAAAGGUUCUGGAAAACCUACCCACCCUACCUUCCUGGGCCUGUAUUUUGUUGCAGAGCACACCUGGACAGCUUAACUGGUUCCAGAAACAGGCUGGGCUGCUACCACUGCACACAGCACAGGGCUAAGACAGAGCCUCAGGCCUCAUCCAUCUCAACAUCGGUACAAUUUUCAGGGGACCCACAACCUAUCUCAGGGGUGAACUAUAUACCCCAGAAAGCCAGAGAAACCCUGAGUCAUCUUUGAUCCAGUUUGGGCUGCCUGUGAGGAUGAAGGCAAGACACUAUCCCUGCAGUCUGGACCUCAGCUCCUAGAUGUGCUGUGGUUGGCCUGACUCCUCUGUGAAAACCAUCAGGAGCUCGGUCCUGGUGAGUGCCCUAUGACUUCAUGGCAUCUCUCUGAAGGACACAGGUGCUGCUGGGCAUGGUGGCACAAGCCUAUGACCUGCACUUGGAAAGUAGAGGCAGGAGAAUCAAGAAUUCCAAACUAAGCCGGGCGUUUGGUGGCGCACACCUUUAAUCCCAGCACUCGGGAGGCAGAGGCAGGUGGAUCUCUGUGAGUUCGAGGCCAGCCUGGUCUACAGAGUGAGUUCCAGGACAGCCUCCAAAAAACAAUACAGAGAAACCCUGCCUCGGAAAAAAAAAAAAGAAUUCCAAACUAGCCUUGACUGUAUGAGAGCCUAUCUAAAAAAGCAAAUAAACAAGAAGAAACUAAA